This is a messenger RNA of Trichomonas vaginalis G3, 639 nucleotides long. RefSeq lists its product as uncharacterized. The coding region runs from base 1 to 639 and encodes 212 amino acids. The record is from RefSeq and is a predicted model, not a curated record. The transcript has a single exon. NCBI's taxonomy places the organism in Eukaryota, Parabasalia, Trichomonadida, Trichomonadidae.
AUGAAAGUGCAAAAAGGUGGAUUAAAUGAUACUUCUAACCUUUGUUUCUUUGCAGGAACUUAUGGAUCAUAUACUUAUAAAGCAUCUUAUGAUUUAUCCGAUGAUGAUUUGCUUCAUAUUGUCAGAAAUGAUAAUGUUCCAAGAAACUACUAUGGAAACAAUAGAUUCCAUGGAACAUCAUCAAAAGAUGAUCCUGUAAUCUUCACAUUAAAUUCAAAUAAUUCAACUCUUAAUUCAGAUGUUAACAUUUCAGUUUACAGCGAAGAUAUAAUUCCGGAUACAAACAUAACAGUAGAAUUGAAUUCAUCCAAUUAUUCAUUCCUAGUUGGACAAUAUCUUGAUGAUUUCCCUCCAGCAGAAGUUGAUGAUAAGUACAGUGAUAUAGUUUCAAUAUGCCUAAUUGUUAUAUUUGUAUUAACUUCAAUAGGCUGCUUAAUUUAUAGAAUCGUCUCAUAUUUGCGGAAGAAGAAACUCAGAAAGCAGCUUGCAAUAGAAAGGAUGAAUGCUCCUAAGAAGAAGUAUAAGAAAAUUUUCAGAGAAAAACGUCAUUCAAAGAAAAAUAAUCUUGAAGAGCUGGAUUAUAUAUUAAAUAAUGAAGAUGAUGAAACUUCAAAAGAUAAUGCUGUAGCAGAAGCAUGA